AUGAUGGGUUAUAAUACAUUAUGCUUCAUUACUCAAUUGCUUUCAGAUAUUGACUUCAUCAAGAAACUUCUACCAGCUGACUGCAACCCCAACUUCUUCGAAUACCUGGCUCAGAUGGAUUGCAGCAGUUUGAAGAUCAAAGCUAUCCCAGAAGGCUCUGCCGUGUUCCCGAAAACUCCCUUGAUAACUGUGGAAGGUCCUCUAGCCAUCUGUCAGCUACUGGAGACGACUUUUCUCAAUUUAAUCAACUUUGCAUCUCUGAUGGCCACCAAUGCCUCUCGGUUCAGACAGGCUGCUGGGGAUAAAGCGCAAAUGCUCGAAUUUGGGCUACGGCGAGCUCAAGGGCCUAAUGGUGGUCUUACCGCCAGCAAAUAUUCCUACAUUGGAGGUAUGGAUUUGAUGCAACCAGCAAUGUUCUUGCCGGAAAACUUUUUCGGGAUCCCUGUGAAGGGAACCCAGGCUCACAGUUUUGUGUGCUCGUUCUCAUCUGCUGAUGACUUGAAAGUUAGAUUACUUCGAGAUAGUCGCGGCUUGAUAGAAUAUGAUCUGUAUUCUCUUAGCGUGGAGAAACGGCGCUGGAUAAUGGAAAAGUUGGAAUGGGGUGUUGUCGAGUCCGAGGUCAGUAAUGGCGAGCUGGCUGCGUUCGUGGCUUAUGCGAUUGCAUUUCCAAGCGCAAACCUGUCACUUAUUGAUACUUACGACGUUCUCAGGAGUGGUGUUAUAAACUUCAUUGCUGUGGCGUUGGCUCUUUUCGAACUCGGAUACAAGACUCUUGCAUUCAGGGAUCCUGCCCUGGAUUGGGUCGAGAAUAUAACAAUAGUUGCUUCAAAUGACAUCAACGAGGAGACAAUAAUGUCUUUGAAUGAGCAGUCGCAUGAAAUCGAUGCGUUUGGUGUCGGAACUCAUCUUGUCACUUGCCAGAAGCAACCGGCACUUGGCUGUGUCUAUAAAUUGGUUGCGCUAUCGGGACAUCCGAAAAUUAAACUGAGUCAAGAGGUAUCGAAAAUCACGAUUCCUGGUCGAAAGAAGUGUUUUCGCCUAUUUGGGAAAACCGGUUAUGCUAUACUGGACCUGAUGAUGUUGGAAGAGGAGGAUAUCGAAAAAUCACGAUCCUGGUCGAAAGAAGGUUUCGCCUAUUUGGGAAAAACUGGUUAUGCUAUACAGAGCGACCUUGAUGAUGUUGGAAGAGGGAGGAGCGACGCUAAGGCCAACCAGCAGAAUCCUUUCGGCCAUCCUGUCCAGGAAUCGAAAAGAGCUCUAGUUGUGGCGAGUCGUAUCGAACCUUUACACGAAGUGUUCUGGUGUGAUGGCAAAAUAACAAAGGAGCUACCCGACCUGAAAACUAUCAAGGCUCGGGUGAAUUCCUCGUUGGACGCUCUACGGAAGGAUCAUCGGCGUUACCUUAAUCCGACUCCGUAUAAGGUGUCGGUAUCGGAGAAAUUGUACGAUUUUUUGCAUUCACUUUGGCUGCAGAAUGCACCUAUUGGACAGCUCGAAUAA
Ostertagia ostertagi is the source of this 1500-nucleotide messenger RNA. The record is from the annotation of a GenBank genome assembly. NCBI's taxonomy places the organism in Eukaryota, Metazoa, Nematoda, Chromadorea, Rhabditida, Trichostrongylidae.